UUCGUGUGAGGAAUAAUUCUCCACUCCUACUGCUUUUUUUUAAAGAUAUAAUUACUAAUUUCUUAAAAGGAGAGAAUGAAAUAGGCUGCAUAAUUCACAGAGGAAGAUUUAGUAUGCGAAGUCAGGCGGAGCAAUGGCCUGUCUCUCGUCAGUCCUGAUAGCAGGGAUCUUGGUAUCCCUUGUGGAACCUUCCAUUGCCAAGCAGUACAACUUGCUAGUCAUGUGUCCGAUUGGGCCACACAGCGUCUAUCGCCUGACGCUUCAUCUCUCCGAGAUCCUUGCCAACGCUGGUCACCUCGUCACCCACGUGUCGACUUAUGGACCUUCCUCCAAACACCCGAACGUCACAGAAGUUCCCACAGGGGCAUCUGUCGAGCAACUGGAAGCCAUGAACAUCUUCCACUAUAGGAACAGUUUGGCUGGAUACGACUGGAUCAGAGACGUCAUUGAAAAAACAGGGGACGCGAUGUGGAGGAACGAGCACAUCAGACGCCUUUGGGAGAGACGGCGUGAUUUUGACGCUGUUGUGAUUCUCAGUACAAUGAACGAAAUUGCUGGUCCUUUCCUGAUGGAUUACAAUGGAGCGUUUGUUACCUUGUGCUCCUCUGGAGCUGCUGUAGAGGCCCUGAGCAUAGCCGGGCAGGGCAAUUGGCUCCCUCUGUCUGUGAUACCGAAUAAGUUGGUGUAUGAUGAUCACGUCUCCUUUCUCGAGAGGCUGACAAAUGUGUGGAGGACGUGGGCCUUGUACAGUGAAUACGAGGAGACAUCCAUCUCUAUGUCUCAGAAAAUUCUCGAAAGAUAUAUUCCUGGCAUGCCCCCAGUGGGACAGCUUUUUGAGAGGGUCCACCUGACCUUGAUCAACGGUCACUUUGCGCUAGAUGGACCUAUGCCUUUGCUCCCCACUCAGGUUGAGAUCGGAACCAUCACUGCAAAGCCUCCCAAACCUUUGCCCAGUGUAAUUUUUCUUGAGGUUUUUAGAAGACUGCCUCAGAAGGUCAUUUGGAAAUACGAAGAGGAUGACCUGGAUCUCCCGCCAAAUGUCAUUACGAGGAAGUGGCUGCCGCAGCAGGAUAUUCUGGGACAUCCUAAAACGCGGCUUUUCAUGUCUCACUGCGGUAAUUUUGGAGUUCAGGAGGCGAAGUACCAUGGGGUUCCAAUUCUGGGUUUCCCUGUAGCCUUCAACCAGAACAGCAAUGCGGUUCAGAUGGCCAACAAAGGACUAGGUCUAGUGAUCAGAUGGGAUGAGCUGACAAGAGAGCUCUCUUCACGUCAAUCCAGACUCUUAUAAAUGACCCAUCAUACGCUGCCAGGAUGAAGCGAGUGUCAGAAGCGGCUCAGGAUCAGAAGGAGACGGCAGCCGAGAGAGCCAUCUGGUGGAUUGAGUACGCCGUUCGCUGUAACGCUCGCAACUGCUCUUAUGCCGAGUACGGGGGCAAGACGCUCCAUUUCUUCCAGUACGUGAUGGCGGACGUGGCAGUCUUCUUGGUGCUAGCCUUCCUUGCGCUAGCGUCUUUCUCCUGUUAUGUCUGUGCAUGUGCGUGUAGAAUUAUCUCCAGAGUUUGGAGAAGACGAACAAAGGAAAAGAUCAACUAACAAUUAUUGUUAAUCUGAACAAGAACCCUUUUCAUAUGGAACAAGGCCCCGAAAGGGGUCAUUAGCUUGAAAUUCAAGUUUCCGAAGAAUAUUAGUGUUCAUUCCAAAGAAGCAACAGAAAGUAAUAAUAAUAAAAAUAAUAAUCAUUAUUAUUAAUCAGAAGAUAAUAAAACUAAAUUGAUUUUGAAAGUAUAGCAUGUAAAAAAACAGUAUAAAAAUUAAACAAAAAUUUUAAGUUUAAUAAAGUUAGAGAUAAUUUAUACCAACAAAACAGACAAUGUGAAUGCAUUAUACAUAUAGUGUAGAAAUGACAGUUCUUCUAACUUGAAUAUUUAGGGGUAAACCUAUAACAGUGAACUUCAUAAUCAUCUGCUACGGGGCCUAAAGAUAUGGUAUCUGACCUCACUAACAGAUUUUAUAAGUAUAUCAUGAGUGAAUCUUUUUCCUGCAUUUAGCUUGAUCAGCUGAAAUUAUGACUAUAUUCAUAGUUUAAGGAAGAAUUUUUAUAUUGCUUUCACUGGCUGUUUCCCCUAAGGUAGAAACAAGGUUUAGGUGCUAUUUACUUAGAAGAAAUGGCCUAAUUGUUUUU
This is a messenger RNA of Macrobrachium nipponense, 2182 nucleotides long. Its product is annotated as UDP-glucosyltransferase 2-like. Bases 134 to 1288 code for a protein of 384 amino acids. Gene Ontology annotation, molecular function: UDP-glycosyltransferase activity. The record is from RefSeq and is a predicted model, not a curated record. Lineage: Eukaryota; Metazoa; Arthropoda; Malacostraca; Decapoda; Palaemonidae. The transcript has 6 exons.